Messenger RNA from Rosa rugosa (rugosa rose), 1394 nucleotides. RefSeq lists its product as uncharacterized. The record is from RefSeq and is a predicted model, not a curated record. Gene Ontology annotation, biological process: protein peptidyl-prolyl isomerization. The transcript is spliced from 6 exons. Bases 147 to 1163 code for a protein of 338 amino acids. Gene Ontology annotation, molecular function: peptidyl-prolyl cis-trans isomerase activity. Lineage: Eukaryota; Viridiplantae; Streptophyta; Magnoliopsida; Rosales; Rosaceae.
GUUACUGAAUACCAAUACCUCUUCCACUCCAUGAUCAAUCUUUGUCAAAGGUCAACGCUCACAUCUUCCAACCCAAAAUACCUUCACCAUUACUCCACAGAUCCUAAAUCCCUUUCUGGGUCUCCUUCUUCCCCACCAAAUCUCAAAUGGGUCGGAGGCAGAACGACCCAGAAGCCACCCAUUACUCCACUCCCUUCCUCCUCUGGGUGGGUCUGGUCUCCUGUGCUCUGGUCUACGCUCUUCUCUCUGUGGUGCUUAAACCCAAUGCGCCCGAGCUCCAGUCAAUGGCAUUGGUGGAACAGAGUGGGGAGAAGGGAGAGAGUGAUAGGGGGUGUUGCAGAGGGAUUGAGAAUUUGGAGCUGUGGGGUGCUGCUGUCAAGUGGGGUUCAGAGUUUAAGUUCAAUUCUUCUGAGGAGUGUUGCCAGGCUUGUAAAGCAAUGUGUACUGGGACUGAUGGGCCUUGUUUGUGUGAUAGUUGGGUCUUCUGUGGGAAGAAGGAGGCUUGUGGCACUAAAUUUGGCGAGUGCUGGUUGAAGAAGCAGAAGGAUACAUUGUCCCCUCAGCGCCAGGAAACAGGGGAGAAAGUUAGUUGGACAUCUGGAAUCAUCUUUGGGAGAGGAGAGGGCAUUGUUGGCUUGGAAACACAAUAUGGGACUCUACAUAUAAAACUUUUCCCUGACUGUGCCCCUCAUUCUGUGGCCUACAUUCUUGAGUUGUUGGAAUUGCGUCAUUGUGCAGGCUGCCAAUUCUAUCGUGCAGAGAGCCGUGGGGAAUCAUGGGACUCAGAAGGAAACCACAUUAAAGAUGCUCCUUUCGGCCCUCCUUUUGCACUGGUUCAGGGAACACUGGAAGCCCAAGGAGCCACAUUUAAGAAGUUUCCAACUGAAGUUUGCCCAACCUUAAGAAGGGGUUCGGUAGCAUGGAUUGGCUCUGGUCCUGAAUUUUUCAUAAGCCUUGCGAACCAUGAGGAGUGGAAAAAAGAAUACACUGUCUUUGCUUCUGUUCUUCCAGAGGACAUGUACAUCGCUGAGAAAAUCACUCAGCUUCCCACCACCCCUGAUGUUUGGAACAAUAUCAAUGUGUCAGUGUUGGAGAAGCCUGUUCCUUUGAUGUUGCGAAGAAUCAAGACAAGCCAUGGGGAUCUCACCAGAAACGGAAAAUAAGUGAUAACUGACUUAGAUGGAACUUAAAACACGAAACAAACUUCAUUCAUGUAUCGGAGCAUAUACCAAGCAGGGAAUAAUAAGACUCUUGGAAUGAUUACAUAUCAAGCAAGAAUUUUUUUUUGUUUUCAUGUACCAAACUUCAUUGAUGUAUCAGACUAAAUACAAAGCAUGAGAAUAGUUAACCCAGUUGAUGAUGGCAAUGCUGAAUCGGAGGGUUCUGUUUAUGUA